ACCCUGGAGCUGGUUGUAACCUGCACAGGGCACUGUCUCCCAAGCGCUCCGCUUUGCGCUGGUGGGAGGAGCACAGUGUGGUUGUAAAGCUACUUUCUCUGGGAGUCUCCUCUGUCAAAUGGGAAUUCUGGUUCCCAAGAUUACACGGGAUAACGUGCCUGACACUGGGAAUUUGGAGCUGGAGGUGCUCAGAUCCUAGGCCAACGUCUAAGGGAGAGGCCACUUAAAUACCUGGUGCCCACUCUGGGCGACGCCGAGCUUGCUUGAGUCCAAGGGAGGACAGGGAAAGUGCCUCCAUUCUCGGCAGCCCCUGAAUCUGGUGGGAUUCCUAACCCUGUCCCGCCGCCCACCCCAUUCAGGUGGCGGCCAGCAGAGGGCGCCGCCCGAGCAUGGCCGAGGAGCGCCGAGGAUCCUGGUUCGGCUUCGGUUUCUGCGGCUUCGGGCAGGCGCUGGGCUCGGGGCGCGGGCGCCAGGUGCACAGCCCCGAGCCGCUGCAGACCCCGGGCGAGGGCGAGGGCACGGACGUCUGCCGCGUGAGCGCGAGCUGGAGCUACACCGCCUUCGUGACCCGUGGAGGCCGGCUGGAGCUGUCGGGCUCCGCGGGCUGCGCGGCGGGCGGCUGCAGGGACGCGUGGGCCUCGGAGGCGCUCCUCGUGGUGCUGCGCGCCGGGCCGGGACGCGGGUCCGGGACGGAGCUGCAGGCCUGGGCGCCGGGUUCGGCGCUGAGCGGAGAGCCCCUGUGGGCCCACACCGUGGGGCCGGAGGCCGAGGGGGAAGACGCACCGGGCGGUGAGCCCCAGGCCGGGGCCCUGCCCCUGUUGCCCGGCGGGCGGGCCUACGUGAGUCCGCGGCCGCCCUUCUACAGCCCUCUGGCCCCCGAGCUGCGGGCGCGCCGGCUGGAGCUGGGCGCCGAGCACGCGUUGCUGCUGGACGAGGCGGGCCAGGUGUUCUCCUGGGGCCAGGGCCGGCAUGGACAGCUGGGCCACGGGACUCUGGAGGCCGAGCUGGAGCCGAAGCCGCUGGAGGCGCUGCAGGGCGUACCCAUGGCUGAGGUGGCUGCAGGGGGCUGGCACUCCGUGUGUGUGAGUGAGACUGGCGAUAUUUAUAUCUGGGGCUGGAACGAAUCCGGGCAGCUGGCCCUGCCCAGCAGGAGCCUGGCAGAGGUUGGCAAGACCGCUGCAGGGGAAGCCAGUGGACUGAAGGAAGACGGUUGUGACGUGAGGACAGCCGAGGGUGAGAGUGGAGGCCUGGCCCCCUUCAUAGCCAUCCAGCCCUUCCCCGCUUUACUGGAUCUCCCCCCGGGCACAGAUGCAGUCAAGGCCAGCUGUGGAUCCCGGCACACAGCAGUGGUGACCAGAACGGGGGAGCUCUACACCUGGGGCUGGGGUAAAUACGGACAGCUUGGCCACAAGGACACGAGCAGCUUGGAUCGGCCCCGCCGAGUGGAGUAUUUUGUAGACAAGCGGCUCCAGGUAAGGGCUGUGAGCUGUGGGCCCUGGAACACCUACGUGUAUGCUGUGGAGAAAGCGGAGGGCUGAUGGCUCCAGAUAAGGGCAUAAGAAAUGUACAGUAAAUUCUACAGUUAACAUCUGCGAAACUCCCACCCCCGGCAAGGAAGCCAGCAGCCCAGAUGCCCGCACCCGCCCCUCCCGCCUCACCUUAGGGCCGUGCCUUCCACUUUGUCCUCAUGUUAGAAACACCUGGGAGCUUUGGAAGGGAAGCCCAAGGCCAGCACUGCAGACGCUGUGGGAUCAGACCCUCCACGUGGGGAGUCUAGGCUG
Molecule: messenger RNA, 1781 nt
Organism: Lynx canadensis (Canada lynx)
Lineage: Eukaryota; Metazoa; Chordata; Mammalia; Carnivora; Felidae
Gene: RCCD1
Product: RCC1 domain containing 1
Exons: 7
Coding region: 390-1538 (382 amino acids)
Source: RefSeq, a predicted model, not a curated record